UAUUGUCGACAAGUCCGAUCCCCACCACCACCGCAGUCGCAGACCCUUUAGAUACGCAACGCACACACGCGAUCACAACAUUACUGUAUUAUACAUAUAUUUAAAUGUAUAUAUACUAGUAACCGUAUAUAUAUAUAUAUAUACAUAUUUUACACGGACCGACCGUCCCGUUUCUUCGUACGGGUCCAUCCCGCACCGACCGAUUACCGUUUUAGGUCAUUUACAAGUGCAUUAUCGCCCAACGCCGUACUAGUCCGGACUUAGCAUUUAUUAUAACGUAGCUUCUGCCGCCGCCUCUAGCCAAUCGUUUGCACCGCCACCGCGCCCGUCCACGACAACGACUACGACGACGACGACGACGACAGAGUACAAACAUUAUCAAUAUCCAACGUGCUCGUGAUAUUUCGGUCAGUGAACGCGAUACCUACCCGAUAGUAUUAUUAUUGAUCAUUAUUAUUAUUAUUAUUGUUAAUCACGAUCAUCCAUCCCGUUUGCAUCGCGCAAGUGCUCGUUCCUCGAAACUGUUUAAGAACAUUUGAAUAGAUGCCCUAUUGAAGUUCAUUGUAACAUAAAAAAUACUUAGUUAAUUUUAUUGACAUGGAGACUACAUCUACCGUGUCAGAAGAACCUUCUGUUGAUAAGACUACUCAGCAAAAUAAUCAAAAAGAUACAUCGUGUGUAUCUAGUACAGUUACAGAAUCUUUGCCCAAACAAGCAGAUGUUGCUGAUAGCACAUCUGUAGCCACUCAAGCUUCAGAGUUAGAUAUAGCAGAUUCAAAUCAUCCGUCUAAUGAAAAGAACCGUAAAAAAAAAGAUCGUCAUUUAGCUCAAGCAUUGAAAACUGUUUUGAAUAGUAUGAAUUCUUUAAAUACACCAGAAGAAAAAUUAGCAGCAUUAUGUAUUAAGUAUGCAGAUCUUAUGGAAGAAAACACUAAGCUAAAAACUGCUUAUAAACAAACUGAAAAAAGGGUAUCUCAAGCAUUAACAGAACGUGAUAUAGUCAGAGGUGAAAUGAAUAAAGCAGUUAUGACAAGAAGUCGAUUGGAGAGUUUGUGUAGGGAAUUGCAGAAACAAAAUAAAGCAAUAAGAGAAGAGAGUCUGAAACGUGUUAAAGAAGCUGAAGAUAAACGCAUGGAAAUGACAAAUAAAUUUCAAAACACAUUAAGUGAAAUAGCUUCAGUAAUGCAACAAAAUAGUGAGAAAAACAACAAGCUUCGAGAUGAUAAUAUGGAUAUGUCUUCUAGGCUUAAGAAUGUGUGUGAACAAUAUGAGCUUAGAGAACAGGUAAAUGGCGCUCAAGUAGUUAAGUUAGCUAAACAAAUUGAGCUUGAGACUCAAUUAUGUGAUGCUAAGCUGGCCAAAGCAAAUAUGGAAAUCAGUGUAGAACGAGAAACUAUUUUAAAUGAGAAGACUCAUUUAUUAAAGGAAAUACGACUCUAUCAAACCAGAAUUGAGGAAAUGCAAAAUACUGAAAUAGACUUGCGAAACCAAAUUUCCCUGUAUAAUGAAAAAUACGAAGAAUUUCAAAAUGCUCUAGCACGAAGCAAUAAAGUUUUUGCUGGAUUUAAAGGAGACAUGGAAUUAAUGUCAAAAAAAAUAGUUAAACAAGAAAAAGAGUCUGCUAGUUGGAAAAUGCGUUAUGAGCGCUGUCAGCAACUUUUAGAUGAAAUGACCACUGAACGUACUAGAAUGAUAAGUGAUUUAUCUGUAGCAACUCGACAAUUGAGUACCUUACAAAAAUUAUGUCGAACUCUUCACUCUGAACGACAGGCACUUUUAUCUAAGUUGGAACAUGGUAAAAAAAUUCCCGAUUUGCCAUCAGAUGUUACAUCUGGGGAAAUAGUUGAACGCAUGACGGAGGCCGGCAUGUGUGCAAUGGCGGAAUGGUUUACACGCUCAGAAAAUACAAAAUCUAAACCGGAUCAAAUAAAAGAGAUACUACAGUCAAAAGCAAUGCUACAGUCAAUUAUUGAAACUUCUCUAUUUUCCAAGGACUCAGCUGAGCAGCCACCUCUUACAAAUGGAGAAGAAAUGUCGCCAGAAUCACCUUCAUCAUCUCAAUCACCUACGUCAGAUGAACCUGCCUAUGAUACCGGUGUAAGCAGUAGUUCUUCAGUUAAUGGAGAUAAAGUAGAAUGUGUCGUUGAAAAUAAUGUUGAAAAUAAGUCAGUUGAUGAUCAAGAGUCCAAAAAGACUGACAUUAAAAAGGGCAAGGAAACUCAAUCGAAACGGAAGGCUAAGAAAACGUAGUAAUUUUUGUCUUUAUUUUAACACGUAGUAGUUCACUAAUACUAAAUUUAUGAGUUGAAACUGCCAACUGUAUUUGUGAAACAGUGGAUGUUUCUUAUAAGCAAAAUUUUUAUUGUUAUUUUAUUUUCAAGUCAUUAUUUAUCUAAAGAUUAUUACCUGUAAACGGUUUUAAUUUUGGAUUAAAUUAAGCUAUAUAUUGAAUACAUGAAAACAAACAUUUUAUUAUUAAUUAUUAUAAUGGUAUUUAUUUAUACAUUGUAAUUAUUGUAAUAUCUAUCAUCAUUUAUUUAUAUAGCUUUGCCAAUUUUGCUUUUAUCAUAAAAUAAAAAACAAAUAAUAAAGAAUAUUAUUUAAACAAAACAAA
Molecule: messenger RNA, 2614 nt
Organism: Aphis gossypii (cotton aphid)
Lineage: Eukaryota; Metazoa; Arthropoda; Insecta; Hemiptera; Aphididae
Product: alpha-taxilin-like
Exons: 10
Coding region: 598-2250 (550 amino acids)
Molecular function (GO): syntaxin binding
Source: RefSeq, a predicted model, not a curated record